GACAAUGUUACGUGACGUUACCGCGUUUCCCGUAAAUCGAAGUUUUUGUUUUGCUUCCUCCUUUUGGGUUUCGGUUCACCGCGUCGAGCGCCACGCAUACCCCCUCCCUUAUCACUCGUGCUUGGCCCAGGCACGCAAGAUAAAGAAAAUUGUUCAAGAUGUCUGGUGAUCCUAACCUGCGAUUGAUAAAAAAAUAUAAAGUUCAUCUGCGGACAAUCCUUUAUCCCUCCAUAAAGGAAAUCCUUGACAGGCUUGAUGCAGAAGAUAUUAUCAAUCAUUCAGAAUAUAUUAUGUUAGAUGAAAAACCACGUGCGGAGCUGCCAAGGUUUUUGCUCGACCAUCUGAUCGAUAUGGGUGAAGGAGUCUGCACCAGAUUUCUCAAGGAGACGCUGUUACCAUACUGCAGAGAAAAUACUCCACUGAGAGAUCGUUUGAUGAGUGAAACAAAACCCGUGUACGAAGUAUUGAUGACUCUGAAAACAGAUGUCACGGAUAGUGUGACCUCAGGCACAGAGAGAGUGAAGGCAUCAAGAGAAGACUUUUACAAUUCAACAAAGGGAGAAGAAUAUGUUUACCGGGUGAGGCCACGUGGACCAGCAAGACAGAGGCAGGCCCUCAUCAUCAACAAUAUGAACUUUACUGGUGAAGGGUUAUUGAAGCGUAAUGGCUCUGAGGAGGAUGUUAAGUACUUGGUGUGGCUUUUCAAGGAGCUGGAUUACACUCCGAUUGUACACAAAGACCAAAGCGCAGAGGAAAUUGAAAACCUCGUGAAGAAGUUUGCGAAGAUGGACGAGCAUAUGCAUUCGGACAGCACCUUUGUAGUUGUCAUGUCCCACGGCUGCAACAGAGGGGUCUUCGGAAAGGGCAAAAAUGACCUGCUGAGCAUCGAGACGAUCUACACAGCGCUUAACAACAAUAACUGCCCGGGCCUGAAGGACAAGCCCAAAAUUAUCAUCGUGCAGGCAUGCAGGGUUGACAUUGCCACGGACUCAGCGGCACCGAAAGAGGUGGUGGACGCGAACUGGGAGACGGGUGGCUGUAGGGUGCCCCGGGAGAGCGACAUGACCUGCCUCUACUCCACGCUGCCUGACGACGUAUCAUACCGGAGCCGAAUCAAAGGCAGCUUCCUGAUCCAGCAUCUGGUGGAGGUGAUGAAGGAGCAUGCUUGCACAGAGCACGUGCAGGAACUGUUCACCAGAGUAAAGGACAAGUGCUCCAUGAAGGACCCACCGCAAAUGCCUGUGGAUGAGAGGAAUAGCCUCAGGCGUCGUUUCUACCUCUUCCCUGGCUUCUGAUUCCUCGUGGCGAACAUUCACGGAGCUUGCGGCGGGGCUCGUAACUGCCCACGCCAUCACCGAUGAUCAAUCGAACCUCUCCACUUCCCCCCCCCCUUUGACGUUAAACUUACUGCUUUUCUUGAUAGACAUUUUUAUCUGGUGUUUUUAAUGUGGGAUUUUUUUUUACCAAUAUUUGUAUUUUUUUACUUCUUUACCAAUAAUUGCCAUGAGUAUUCUUAAUUUUGAUAUUUAAAAAUAUAACCGGACAGGGAAGCACAUCGUCUCCGUGCGGAUGGAAUGCAGCUGUAAAUUAGUACACUUGCUGCACCGCUAGUCUCUUUCCUUCGAGGCAGAGGUAAACAAUGCCGUGAAGAUCUCGUGUUCCCACCUUGAAAUAAGUUUCUCGGCUACGUCUGCCGAUGGAGCGAUGGCCGGUCAUCACAUUUGUGUGUUUUCACGAAUUGACUCUUGCAAUUCCUCAUCGAUUGGGGACCUCAGUAGUAAGAAGGUCACUGUCGGGGUACAUUCUGCUGUAGAGUGCGGUAGCCACAGUACUUCCUUGCACGUCUCUCCUCUUCUUGCUCCGUUGCAUCGGCUCAGCAUUUCUCUCGUUGAGUGAGAUUCAAGAUCAUGUUGGUUCAUAUUUUAAGGCCUGUAACUAUUUUUUUUAUUUUACCAGGUAAUGCCCACAGAGAGAUAUAUAGCGCUUCUUUUAGAAAGGACCUGGCCACAAAUAAUAGCUCAAUGAAGUGGAUUAUCAUGUAGAAAUUCAUAGUAGCCAAAUAUUCUAAACGCAUGUUUCUAAAUGUGAAGGGAAAAACCGGAGGACCCGGAGAAAAAUCCACGCAACCACGGAGAGAGAGAGACAUUCAAACUCCAAAUAUACAGGCGUCAUUAUCGGGAUCUAACCCAAUACCCUCCUGCAUAGGAGGCGUGGUGGUCAACAUCUCGCCACUGUUAUAUUCACGAGCCAAUUCGAUCUCAUGCCCUCGGCGGGGCCCCUCAAAGAUCUGCGGACAUCACGAUCGCGAUCGCGUUCUCGGCAUGAGCGAACGUUCACUAUGGUGGAUCCCCGGUCGUGGAACUCCCCUCUACCGAUGGAGGUCAAGCCUCGGAGAGCGCUGACACCUCGAUAAAUUUCGUCUGAAUCCUGUGACGAAAAAAUAAACUAGCUUUUUUCCUCA
Petromyzon marinus (sea lamprey) is the source of this 2461-nucleotide messenger RNA. It is a transcript of the gene CASP5, whose product is annotated as caspase 5. Gene Ontology annotation, biological process: proteolysis; regulation of inflammatory response. NCBI's taxonomy places the organism in Eukaryota, Metazoa, Chordata, Hyperoartia, Petromyzontiformes, Petromyzontidae. Gene Ontology annotation, molecular function: cysteine-type endopeptidase activity. The record is from RefSeq and is a predicted model, not a curated record. Gene Ontology annotation, cellular component: NLRP3 inflammasome complex; AIM2 inflammasome complex; IPAF inflammasome complex.